Messenger RNA from Mugil cephalus (flathead mullet), 1713 nucleotides. Its product is annotated as proline-rich receptor-like protein kinase PERK1. The record is from RefSeq and is a predicted model, not a curated record. Bases 128 to 1060 code for a protein of 310 amino acids. The transcript has 10 exons. Lineage: Eukaryota; Metazoa; Chordata; Actinopteri; Mugiliformes; Mugilidae.
GUUCGUUCAGACGCACGGAAGAAGAACAGAGACAGGAAAUCAACACACGAAAGCAUCACCACAUAUAACCCUGAUAUCUAGACACGUAGCCGUGCCCACCCGCUGCUGACAUCAAAGCAGACUUACAAUGCUGCCAAUUUUCAUCUUCAUCAUGGGUAUGGCUGUGGCACCUGUCACAGCCAUGAACCAGACAACGCCAGACCUAUUUAAUAAUGUUCCAGACAACACCUCUGACAGCGACAAUUCCACUUCGACGUUCAAUGAGCCCUUCACCAUCCCCACCACCGAUAUGGGCCCCACAGCUGGCUUAACUACGGCUGCUACCAUGAACUCCACCAUCACCAACAGCACCUCAACAACACAGAGUAAAGGUGAAGUCUCUCAGGGAGUCUCUCAGGCUCCGCUGUCCACGGCCACACGCUCCACUUCUACUCCUUCUGCCGCAAAACCUACUCCUUCUACCACCAGCAAAGCCCCCCAACUCAAAACCACCGCCGCAAAGUCAUUGACGGGGGGAGGUAACAGCACUGGGCUCGUCAUCCUAAUUGUGAUCAUUAUUGUAGCUGUUGGAUUUGCAAUUGCUUGUUUUGUGGCACGGAAGAGAGGAAGGCGCUACUCUGUUGAUUUUACUUCCAGACCAGAUGAAGCCAACAUCCCUCUCAGCACAGUGGACCCUGAUUUGCCUCUCGAUGAUGGGCCUCAAAACGGUAUGCAAACUUUUGAAAGUAAAGAAACUGCAGAAAAAGAGCCAGAAGAACAAGUUCAGGAGGAGCAAAAAGCUGAGGCCGAUAAAUCUGAGGCCAGCGCCGAGACUGCAGCUCCGCCGCCGCCGCCAGACGGCUCCGAGGACAAGCCCAAAGAGGACGUCGUUGAGCAGAGCCCAUCUCCUCCCGCGGAGCCCAGCGUAGAGGAGAAAAGCGACGAAGGCGCCGCCUCCAACAAGACCUCAGUGGAGUCGCUGAAGGAGACAAACGAGAACAACAGCAACAAUGUCGACUUCAGCUGGAUGAGAGAUGCGAGCAUCGUCUUCUGGGAGGUUCCUCUCGACUCUCCGGUGUGAGACACUGUCGUCACCUCGUAGCCGCGCUGUUCCCCAGAAACUCGGAUUCAGUUCAGCGUUUUCUGCCAAACUCUUAAAUCCUCCCUGGAAUGCCGAGUCUUUCAGCAGCCAGGUUUCACUGCGGUGACUUACUGGUCUCCCCCAGAUCCCUAUCUUUCCCCGUGGCUCAGCUCAGAACAGCUUUAUAAACUAAGAUCGACUUGGAAGUCUUACCUGCAACCUGAGCCCCAGCCGUCACUUUUCUGGUCUUAAGCCAAUCCUCCUUUACAUUGGAUGCAAUUAAGAUGAACUCGGGUCAAACUUAAAACUGGAAAGUUUGAGAACAGAACACGUCUUUGAAAGAUAACGUCCCACUGCACGUGAACACUGAAAAGAGCAGAAAUGGAGAAUUGUGUAUUUACUUAGAUAUUUGGAUUCAUCCAGUCGUCCUCGUCCUGUCACCCCCAGGGACUGCACAGGUUUCUGCAGACACUUAGUGCAGUGUAAAUCACAUCAAUAGAUGCAGAGCAGCAUUAUGUCAGUUAUCCUUUCUUUCAAACAGAUGUUUCUCCAGAGAGGUCAAAGGUCAUGGCAAAGGCCACGUAAAUUUGGCCAAAGCAGAAAAAGCAGGUGAUUGCAAAACACGUGACUGUUGUUCUCAUUGUUCUUUGUCU